AUGGAGAAAAACCACUUGAGGAGGUUAACAUUGGUCUGGGAUAGUGAGCGAUCUAGUGUCGAGCCUGGUGUGGAAGCAAUGGUUCUUGAGAGCCUUCAACCACACGUAGAUCUUCAAUUGCUAUGUAUUAGAGGGCACAGAGGCCUUUCUUGUCCAACAUGGCUGGGUGAUGAGUUCGCUGUUGAAGCUCUACAAUCUCUUUAUCUUUGUGAUGUUUUCUGGGAAGUUUUCCCUUCUUUAGGGAAGGCGUGGGAUCUUCAUGAGCUAAAGUUGAAGCAUAUUGCCACAAUCAAGGAGUUUAUCAUAGAGAAAAGCUUUUGCAUGCUAACAAAGCUUAAACUCAUUGGCCUAGGAAGUUUUGAAAAAUGGGUUUACCCAGCUGAACAAGAGUCUUCCGUUGAUGGAGACUUUUUGCCACCGGAUGCUCAUAUGUUCCCUCUUUUGCAAGUUCUGAUUAUUAGGAAGUGCCCGAAACUAUUGGGGUUGCCUUUCUCAAACCAUACUGUUUCUCCAGAUUGGUUUCCCAAGCUACAAGAGCUUGAGAUAAAAGACUGUCCAGAAUUCUUGUCAGUGAUUCCCAUGUCUUGGAUUGAAAGUUUGCGUCAUGUCAUAAUUCAAUAUGUCAAGCUGCUAUAUGUGUUUGAAUACUCAAAAUCAUCUGAUAGAGCAAAAUUGGAUAUUAUGGGGAAGGGUGAUCUGCAUAGCUUAGAUGAGGUGUUAGUUUUCGAUAAAGAAACAAGUCUUGAGAUCCUGACACUCGGAAGUUGCCCACCUCUGGAGUUGAAGCACCUUCUGACGCUAACCUCGUUGAAGAAAUUGAUCGUAAAACGUUCAGAUGAUCUAGUUGGACCAAUAGGAGGUCAGGGUGAUGUGGAAUGGCAGCUCCCUGUUGAGUAUAUCUGCAUUGACAACUUAAAUGGUAAUAUUGGGGAGGAAUUGACAGAGCUCCUCCCCCACCUCCCAAAGCUCUCCAAAUUGAUUAUACGGGGGUGCAGAAACAUAAAAAAGCUCCUAGUGCAGGUGGAUGUGCAACAAACAACAUCAGAAGCAUCAGGGAUGGUCGGAGGUGAAAUAACAGCAGCGGCAGAGGAAGAGGACGAUGGGGUGCUGCUCUUCCCAGCUCAUCUCUCUGACUCACUAUGGGAAAUGGAGUUUAAUAGCUGCCCAGAGCUGGUCCUGGUGGACCCACCGACUCUAGUUCCUGGUGGAGGAUGGCUCAAAGCCUUGGGAUCCCUCCAGAGGUUAAGCAUCACAUUUUCCCCAGAGUUUCUAUCUUCUAUCUCGUUUUCCCAUCACAUUUUUCCUGCCUCCCUGCAAUUCCUGGAGAUUGCGCAUGUGAAAGGCAUGAGGACAUUGGAGCCCCUCUCAAAUCUAUCCUCGCUCAACACAUUAGAAUUGUGGUAUUGCGGAGAGGAUCUGAAAUGUGAGGGCUUGCAGUCUCUCCUUACCACCAGGGGCAAGCUCAAUGAAUUAACAGUCCGUGGAAGCCCUAGGUUCUUUGUUGGUUGGGAUCCUAGUGCCAGACGGGUGCUGGAGGGCGUUGAAGGAGGAGAAGAGCAACAGACACAACUUGUUUCAUCCACACUACGGGAGCUCUCCACGGAUGAUGCAACGGAACUCCUUGUUGCAUCCAUCUGCAGCUUCCUCUCUUCCUCCCUCACCAAGCUGCAACUUUAUGGAAGUUUGUCUGCAGCGAUAGAGAGCUUCAGCAAGGAGCAAGAGGACGCCCUUCAGCUCCUCUCCUCCCUCCAGCAUCUUGAGCUUCAUAGUUUCCCAAAGCUUCAACAACUUUCUGCAGGGCUGCACAACCUUAGCAGCCUCAAGAGAUUAUCAAUCUGCUACUGUCCAGUCAUCUCGUCAUUGCCAAACAAUGGCCUCCCCAAAUCACUGCAAGAGCUAGAUGUCAAAUCCUGCGAAAACCAGGAGCUACAACAGGAGUGCAGGGGGUUACUGGGUACCAUCCCAAGAAUCGCAAUGGACUGA
Messenger RNA from Triticum turgidum subsp. durum (durum wheat), 1983 nucleotides. Lineage: Eukaryota; Viridiplantae; Streptophyta; Magnoliopsida; Poales; Poaceae. The record is from the annotation of a GenBank genome assembly.